Molecule: messenger RNA, 375 nt
Organism: Rotaria sordida
Lineage: Eukaryota; Metazoa; Rotifera; Eurotatoria; Philodinida; Philodinidae
Source: the annotation of a GenBank genome assembly
AUGCACACAAAUAAAAUCGAACAUCCAAAAGAAAAAUUAAUCCUUUUGGUUCAUUGGACUUUUUUAAGUAGAAAUUUUAAUAUUGUGAAGAACAACGAAGAUAAUCAAAUUAUGGAUGAAAUAAAAAGUGAAACUAAUUUAACAAAUGUUAAUAAUAAUCCACAUGCUUUGCUCAUACCCAAAUUUCAGAAAACUAUCGAUUUGAGAAAAAAUGAAACGAAUUCAAUCGAUAUUGAUUAUUUUGGAGAGAAUUUCAUCAUACAUACAAAACAAUUUUUUGAUAAUGAAAAUUUUUACAUUGAAUUCACGGAUGAAAAUAAUCAAUUACAUUUGCAAAUGCCAUUAAAUAAUUAUGUUAAUGAAAAUGAUGGGUAA